Python bivittatus (Burmese python) is the source of this 1283-nucleotide messenger RNA. The record is from RefSeq and is a predicted model, not a curated record. NCBI's taxonomy places the organism in Eukaryota, Metazoa, Chordata, Lepidosauria, Squamata, Pythonidae.
CUUUGAGUCCCUGCUUCGUCUUGCUGAGAACCACACCACUUCUCUCUUUGAUACUGUCUACAGACCCAUGUCAAAGGAAGCAGCUGAGCCUGUAAAGGAACUUUUUACAGACCUCUCUCUCUACCUCUUGGGUGCUCAGACCAGAGUGGAAAGAGCUUUUUUCCGGUUCUUCGACAGCCUCUUCCCGUUGGUUUAUACCCGCUUGAUAAACCCAGGCAUGACGGAUUUGUCAGAAGAAUAUAUGGAAUGCCUGCGACAAACACGACAAGACAUCAAUCCAUUUGGGCGCUAUUCCAAGGAAGCUGUUACGGAGCUAGCAAAGUCUCUGAGGGCAAGCAGGACAUUCAACCAGGCCCUGGGGAUGGGUGUUGAAGUGCUGAAUGCCACUGAGCAUGCUGCUUUGACCAAAGAGUGUAUCCGAGGCCUUGUGAGAAUGCAGUAUUGUCCUCACUGCCAAGGCCUGACCCUCAUCAGGCCCUGUGAAGGGUAUUGUCUAAAUGUGAUGAGAGGCUGUUUUGCCAGCGUAUCUGAGCUGGAUGUUCAUUGGAGGGAAUAUAUCUACACCCUGGAGUACCUCACAAAUGAAAUGACUGGAACUCAUGAACUGGAACUGGCACUGCUGGGUAUUCGGUACUCAAUCAAUGAAGCCAUUUUACAGGCACAACUUAAUGGACCCCAGCUAUCAGCUACUGUAGAUAAAGUAUGUGGACAUCCUGAAGAAAAAGAAGUGAAACCUUUGCCAGACAGCAUAGUUCAAGCAAAGGAAAUAAUAGAGAAACCACCUCUAACAAUGGCCCACUCGACUACUCUUAACAAUAAAAGGAGUUCUCUGCCUCUGAAAGCUUCAAAGAAUGACAAAUCCAGAAGUUUGAAAAAAAUGUCCCGGGAAUUUAUCAAUUAUAUGAAACGAUCCAGAACUUUUUAUGCCUCUUUGACAGAAAGGCUCUGUGAAGGUGAUCUCGUGAUGAAAGACAGCUCAACCUGCUGGAAUGGCGAGGAUGUUGUAGAAAGUUAUACAAGCAGAGUGGUUACAAAUGGAUUGAAAGCCCAGAUGAAUAAUCCAGAACUGAAAGUCAGAGGGUUGGAUCCACAGAUAGUUCAUUUAAUUGACAAGCUGAAACAUUUUAAUCAGCUGGCAGCCCAGACGACAAGUUUACAAUCAGAAAGUUGGAUUGACAGGGAAGGUGGCAGUGGGAAUGGAAUGAACAAAGAGACAGAAUCCAGUGGAGAUUGUGAUGAUGAAGAUGGAUGCCAAGGAUCAGGUGAUAAAAGCUACACAAAAG